Messenger RNA from Polyodon spathula (Mississippi paddlefish), 2369 nucleotides. RefSeq names its product 5-aminolevulinate synthase, erythroid-specific, mitochondrial-like. Gene Ontology annotation, molecular function: 5-aminolevulinate synthase activity; pyridoxal phosphate binding. NCBI's taxonomy places the organism in Eukaryota, Metazoa, Chordata, Actinopteri, Acipenseriformes, Polyodontidae. Gene Ontology annotation, cellular component: mitochondrial matrix; mitochondrion. Bases 109 to 1794 code for a protein of 561 amino acids. Gene Ontology annotation, biological process: heme biosynthetic process; erythrocyte development; hemoglobin biosynthetic process. The record is from RefSeq and is a predicted model, not a curated record. The transcript is spliced from 10 exons.
UCUUAGAUAACCAUCGCUCCGCCUUCAUUGCCAUUAUCUGUCGCCUCCACGCUUGCUUCAGUACCGCGCGGAGUGGAUCCACGGCGUCAGUGAAGGACGGCUCCAGCCAUGGCGUCUUUCUUUCAUCGCUGUCCGUUCCUGACCAGCGCGUCCAAGCCCUUCCUGAGGAGAGCCGGACGGUCGCUCUUCAGCCUCGCUGACCGCUGCCCCGUCAUGCUGUCCCACGGCCUGGUCACUACCGCCACCAACCACCAGAGGGCACCAGAGACGACCCCGACCGGCGCUCAGGCUGUCGCAGUGACCAUGUCCUCCAGGUGUCCCUUCGUCCAGGAGAUCGUCGCGGUCCAGGCCACCGCUGAGGUCCAGGAGGAUGUGCAGCACAGCUGGCCACUAGGGGGCGUGUGCCCCUUGCCAGCUCCCGUGUCUCACCGCAUCCAAGACAACAUGUGCAGAGACCAGCCCAGUUUCGAUUACGACACGUUCUUCGACACAAAGAUCGCCGAGAAGAAGCAGGACCACACCUACCGCGUGUUCAAGACAGUGAACCGCUGCGCCGACGCUUUCCCCUUCGCCGAAGAUCACUCGCAGCCUUCCGGCGAGACCAAGCAGGUGUCCGUCUGGUGCAGCAACGAUUACCUGGGCAUGAGCCGCCACCCUCGGGUCCUGUGUGCCAUUCGGGAUACCCUGGAUCAGUACGGUGCGGGAGCCGGGGGCACCAGGAAUAUUUCUGGCACCAGUAAAUUCCACGUGGAUCUGGAGCAGGAGUUAGCCAGCCUUCACCACAAGGGCGGCGCUCUGGUCUUCUCCUCCUGCUUCGUGGCGAACGACUCCACUCUCUUCACUCUGGCCAAGAUGCUUCCAGGCUGUGAGAUCUAUUCGGAUGCCGGGAACCACGCUUCCAUGAUCCAGGGAAUCCGCAACAGCGGCGUCCCGCGACACAUCUUCCGUCACAACGACGCCGGACACCUGGGGGAGCUGCUGAGCAAGUCCGACCCCAGCACUCCCAAGAUCGUGGCGUUCGAGACGGUGCACUCCAUGGACGGUGCAAUCUGCCCCCUGGAGGAGCUGUGUGACGUGUCCCAUCGCCACGGCGCCCUGACGUUCGUGGACGAGGUCCAUGCCGUGGGGCUGUACGGAGCUCGAGGGGCUGGCGUGGGAGAGAGAGAUUCCGUCAUGCACAAGAUUGACAUUGUCUCCGGAACCCUGGGCAAGGCAUUCGGUUGUGUGGGGGGUUACAUUGCCAGUACCGCCGCCCUGGUGGACACGGUGCGCUCCUUUGCUGCCGGCUUCAUCUUCACCACCUCCCUGCCGCCCAUGGUCCUCGCCGGGGCCCUGGAGUCUGUGCGGGUGCUGAAGAGCCAGGAGGGACGGGACCUGAGAAGGGCCCACCAGAGGAACGUCAAGCACAUGAGGCAGCUGCUCCUGGAUGCAGGGCUGCCUGUCAUCAACUGCCCCAGUCACAUCAUCCCAAUCCGGGUGAGCAACGCAGAGAAGAACUCUCAAAUCUGUGAUCUCCUGCUGGAGAAGCACGGCAUCUACGUGCAGGCCAUCAACUACCCCACCGUGCCUCGAGGGGAGGAGCUAUUGCGCCUAGCCCCCUCCCCCCACCACACCCCACCAAUGAUGGACUACUUUGUGGAUAAUCUGGUUGAAGUCUGGGAGGAGGUGGGGCUCCCCCUGAGCCCCCCAUCGGAGACCAGGUGCAACUUCUGCAGCCGACCUAUGCACUUUGAACUCAUGAGCGAGUGGGAGCGCUCGUAUUUCAGAAACAUCGGUCCACAGUACAUCACCUAGGACUUAAGGAUUAAGGCAUAAUUUAAAAUUAAUUAUGAGCCGAGUCUGCGGUACAUAUUUAAUACAUGAAUCAGUCAAGAAAAUAAGUUUGGAAGUUAAUAAGUUUGGAUAGUAAAUCCGACUUUAUAUAUCAUGUUUAAAUAUAGCUGAUACACCAGAAGUAAAUAAGUAACAGAAAAUGUUUUUUUUUAGGUUCAUGCCGCAUAGAUAGCAAAGUUUUUCUCGGUCUCCGUCUGGUUUGCCGACUGCUGCAUAAUCCAGUUUACAAGAAAUAAGUGUCAACGUUUUAAUCACCGUUUUAGCGAUUUGGAACAGCUUUCUUUUGUAGCGUGUUUUGUAAUUCAUUUUCUGUUAACUGUGUUUAGACAUUUUCUGUUGCAGAGUGCAGGGAGUGUGAAAGGCGGUCCUUUUGAAAAGGGGCGGGACUGACGUUGAUGUGAACCAAUCACAUGACAGGCUGAGGCUAUUGCCCGUUGUGUAUGGAUGUUAGGGCAACAGAUAAAUCUAUUUUUGCUCCUGGGAUGAACUUUUAAACCAUCACAGGCCAGGAUUUACAAACACGGAUUAAUAUAUGU